Molecule: messenger RNA, 4905 nt
Organism: Diachasma alloeum
Lineage: Eukaryota; Metazoa; Arthropoda; Insecta; Hymenoptera; Braconidae
Product: serine/arginine repetitive matrix protein 1
Exons: 7
Coding region: 183-2741 (852 amino acids)
Source: RefSeq, a predicted model, not a curated record
UUGAAACAGAGGUCGAGAGUUUCAACGAAAAAACUAUUGAAAUACCCGAAAUUUCAUCGAAAAUCCCUGAACAUCAGAGAAUUGGAAGUGUCCUGGACUUUGCAUAAGUGAUAUCACUUGUUAUUCUAGUUCGGGAACAUGAGUAAUGGUCGCAUAUCCCAGUGAAUCUCGUGUUAACAUUUAUGCAUGCGUUACACAGUGUUGGUGUCCACCACGAAAAAUCGCAAUUUUUUCCAAAUAUCAGGGAUUGUAACAUGGAUUAUCGUCAAAAGAUGAUCGUCUCGACGACCCAUAAGUACAAGAACGAGGAUGACGAUGACGAGGACCUGGAGGCACUCAGACUGGCUGCACUGAAGUCGAGGCGUGCCAAGCCAACCCCAAGUGCCAAAGCCCAACUACCACCUCAGCAUAAUAUUCACACCGGGCGUUCCCAUUUCGCACCUUACAACCAGAGAUUUGGGAGGAGAGAGUACUAUCAUUCCAACAGGCCACCGAGACAGAACGGAAAUGUUUAUCAUCCCAGUCGAGUCAACCAGAAUCUGAUAGAAAUAAUUCCAGUCGAUGAGAGUGCGUUGUCAGCCACAUCUGAAACUAAAACGACGCCUGACCCACUUUCAGCCACAGAUGCAACAGUUUCGCUUCCAGAGCCUUCAAAAUUCCACCGUUACACCGACGACGUGAGUGGUUCCGACGACGAGGACCUGAAAGAAGCAAAAAUUCCAGACCCAAAAUCGGAGGACCAAAAGCCCCCUCAGGACGACGAAACAGGAACAGACAAAGAGAACCAGAGUAACGAGGGUAAUUCCCCAAGGAUCGAGGAGAACGACCCCUUGGAGGACGCAGAAGAAGACCCAGAGGACGACCAAAAGGACCCGGAGGACGACGACGACAUCCUCCUGAUGGCAGACCUCGAGGAAGAGGACAGCCUCGAGCGACUGAUCGACGAGAUGGACCGAGAGAUAAACAUGGAGAAAUUUCCAGCCGAGAAAAAGGAGAGUAGCCCCUCGAAGACGGAGACCAGAGACUCUAAGAAGCCCCGUGACUCCUCAAAGGCAAAAAACCGUUCAAACGAGAAAUUGGAGAGUCUGGGAGCGUCCAAAACCGAUCGAAGAUCGGUGUCUCCAUACUCCAGUAGCAAACCAAUGAGACACCGUUCGCUAUCCCCAAAGCAGAAACCGAGGAAAAAAUCUCCAAGGAGAUCCCCCCCACGUCAAAUUAAAAAAUCCCAGAGGGAGCCCUUGCGGCUGAGAUCCCCGAGGAAGUCCCCCCCGAGGUACUCCCCCCGUCCGAGGUCGCGGUCUCCCCGAAUGUCCCCCAGAAGAUCCCCGAACAGAUCCCCAAUGAGAAGGCUAUCCCCACGAGGUAGAUCCCCACUGUCCAGAUCCCCGAGACCCCGAAGAUCUCGAUCUCCAAAGAUCCUCUCACGCCCCCACUCUCCCAGAUUCAUAAAUCGAGUGAGAUCGCCUCUGAGGAUGUCCCCAGGUCGUUCACCACUUCCUAGAUCUCCGAAGCAAUCGCCUCACCGAUUGUCACCGAUGAGAAGAGCCUCACCGAGACGAUCGAGGUCGAGAUCGCCGCGAAGAUCCCCCAGGAGAUCCCCAAAAUUGUCUCCCAGAAGAUUGUCCCCAAUGAGGAGGCUAUCCCCUAGGCUCUCCCCCAGGCGAUCCCCCUGGUCUUCCCCGAGGAAUUCCCCCAGACUGUCCCCCAGACGUCGAAGAUCCCCCAAAGAACGAAAGAGACGAUCAUUGAGCCCAGAAGACCCGUCAUUACACAGAAAAGAGAACUCUCCACUGAGGAAAAAUGUCCAAAACUCUCCGGAGAUCUCGAAGAAGGUGAAGCCUGCGAAGGAGACGAUUGAGGUGUCGAGUGAUCCUGUGCUGGAGGCCAGGAGGAGGAAAUUCGAGUCGACGAGACCAAUCGAUCCCAUCACAGCCAAUAAGAAAAUUAAAUUGAGUAAAAAAGAGGAGAUCAAAGUGGAAACUGCUGAGCCCCAGGUGAAUUCUCCCAAGAGAAAGGCUAGGGAGGUGAUCGAGGAGUACGAGGAAGUUCCUGAUGAGGAGCUCUCCCUACAUGAGGAGUACAACUUUGAUGAUUUGGAACCUGUUCUCAGCGAUGAGUCCAGUGGUCCUGUUAUGUGUGUCGAGGUGGCGCCGGUGAAGGUGGAGAAGGAGAGGGUGAAGAAGAAGAAGAAGAAGGACAAGGAGAUCUAUCAGGUGGGGAAGAUGAAGGAUGCCAUGCUCGCUGGGAGAAUUGUCAAGGAGAAGAAGUGCAAGAAGAAGAAGGAGUUGACACCUGAGGUGGGGGAGGAGGAGGGGGAGGUUGUGGAGGAGGCGGUGGAUGAGGAGGCCGAUCUCAGGACUGAGUUGAGCAGGAGGAGGGCUGAGAGACUCAACAGGACUGUGCCCAUUCAGUCUGCUAGGCUACUGCAGUCAGCGUUCAAAGGAGUUGUUAAUGAAGUUGCCAAAGCCAAAAACAAUGCAAAAGUCAUUCAAAGACAUCUGGGGAAAGCUGAGGAAAAAACGAGUCAAAAGGAAGUUCGACGGGUUACUGUGCUGCACAGAACUGUCCCAGAUUUAUCAGAUUCCGAAGAUUCAAAGAUGCCAGUGAGGUUCAGACUGGGAACGAAUAAUUCCCUGCAGGAGACACGAGAAUCUAAAGCGUCGAGGAAAUCUUCCAAGCGACAGGGUCGCAAGGUAAAGCAUAAAAAUUUGUCUGUAAACGAUAUUGAUCGUCAAAAAUAACUCUUAUUAUUUUAAUUAAUCAACAAACUGGGUCACAAGUGAUUUAAAAUUGUCCAUACAAAUAAUCAUUCAGAGUUCAAAAUGCCACAUCAUUUGAUUCACUCCUCCCAAUUAGAAAUUUCUCAUUUUUCGAGAGAAAAAUCCCGAAAAAAAAAUCGAGCCAAUGAGGAACAUAUUUUGGAACAAGUGCUCAAGAUUAACAUGAACCCAAACAUUUCAUUAUCGAGCUUAACAAAAUGUUGUACUUAGAUUAUUAGAUGAUGAUUGAAGCAUAAUGACGAUUGAGCAUAAGAAUUUGGUAAAGAUAAUGGUGAAAAUAUGCGACUGAGAUAAUAGCAUGACACAUCCCUCAUCAAUUUACUCACAACACGUCAAAUCAGAUUCAGUGAAUGGCUUUAAACAUUAAUCGAUAAGAGCGAUGAACAAAAACAAUAAUUAUUUGGAAAUAAAAAUACGUGCCUUUGAGUGCCAACGACUGGCAUUUAUCAAUUAUCUCGAUUUAAUGACAUCAUGAAAACUCAAUAGUAAUCAUCUGCAUAAAUGAGCAAUGUCACAAUUUAUCUGCAAAUUGAUUAAAUGUCGUCUUUCUAUUCAUCGCAGUUGUGAUGAUUAAUUACUCAUUCGUAAAAAUAAAUGAGACUAAAGUGUGAACCAAAAUACCUGCAGAUACAUUUAUUUAUUUACGUAGAUCGAGACAAGUUGAUCACGAAUUAAACUGAAAUCCAUUCAUUUCUGUUCUGUUAUCUAGGGAAAAAAGCUAAAUACCCAUUGACCCGGUUACAUAUUUGUGCGAAGAGAAAUACUGAGCAGAAAAAAAAGAACUAAAAAUACAUGAAAGAAAGAGGAAAUAAUGGAAAACCGUUAAUGCUUUUACCUCAUUUGAAUUUAAAUUAAAUUUAAACAUAUUAUGUAGAAUUGAUUGAGUUUACCGUAGAGAAGUUAUGAUAAUUGAUUGAGGGGUUGAUGAUGAGUGUUAAUGAUUAAAUUAGAAGAUACGAGAAAUUAAAAAAAAACAAUAAACAAAAUGUAAUUAAACUUAGGGAUAAAUAUUCGGUCUCAAUUCCUUAUUAAUUUAAUUAAUAUUGACAAUGUAACUAGUUAUUUAUUGUUAUCCCCACCUAGGAAUUUUCAUUUGUGAAAAAUACUAUUACCCAGUAGUUCACUUACGUAUUAUAAUAUUAAGCAAACUGUAAAUAAUUGCCUCGUUUAUUCGAAAGAGGAGAGUAAUAAAUGGAGAAAAUUUGAUGAUCGAACAAGAGUUUGAAGAAAAAUUGCAAAGUAACCUUUUGUAAAACCCGGUGUGAGUGAAGCGUUAGAAUGUAUGAUAUUUAUGUACAUAAGUGUAUAUAUUGAGUGUGAAAUAUUUUGUACCUGGUGAGACAAAAUAGGUAUUGCUGGGUAGAUCACAGCAAUGAUUAAUGGUGAGAGAAAGGCACAAUAUGUAUUAACAAGUCGCUUCAACGACUGUUCGUUAGAAUCAUUGUACCAUUAUUGUACGUAAAUAUUCCUUGCAGUUUCGUGAUGGACACGAACUUCUCUUCUACAUAAGCCUUAUUUUAAUCUUUACGAUUCACUCAAUUUUAAUCGACAACUCAUGCAUAAGUUUUGAUGAAUUUAAUCGGAAACGUUUGAAUCUCAUGGCAUUGUGAAUUCUACUUGUCCCCUCAAUGCUCUGUCGUUCAGACUGUCUCGACUUUUAACUUGAAGAUGAAGUAAUUAAUUAAAUGAGAAGUUGAUUUUCCGGAAAUUGACACCGUAAAUCGUGUUACUUUCUUGAAAAUAAAAGAAAAGUAAAAUAAAAAACUUCUGUUAUUCUGUGAUAAUCCAAUAGUUGACCGAAAUCUAUUUUAAGUCAUGACGAGUGAUUUCAUUUUGUUUAAUUUAUUGUCCAAAUUUCUGUCAAUCCGGGGAUUGUUUAGAUGUCUUAUUGAAAAUGUUUAUUCUAGUCGAACGAUGAUAGAUAACAUUGAAAUUGUAAAUUCGUAUCGACAUUGGGGAUCUCUGUGAAAACUUUUUUACAUGUUAAUUCUAUUUGUAUCUUGUAUUAUUUUUUUACAUUUAUCAGUUGAAUAACUCCAUUCACAAUGACUCUACUAACAUCUUCAGAAACAUUAGCAAAUCAUUGAUAUUUGCACGAAAGAUUAUGAGAAAAAAUGAGUGAAAU